AUGCCCUUCUUCAAACUUAUGAAGAAAGGAACUCCCUUCAAAUGGGAGUCAGAAUGCAAAGACGCAUUCCAAGACUUCAAGAAAGUACUAGCAGAACCCCCCAUUUUGGCUAAACCCCAAACAGGAGAGGUCCUCUACAUAUACCUGUCUAUAACGGAAGAAGCACUUGUGGCAGCACUCGUCCGAGAAGAUGAGAACAAGGCCCAGUGGCCUAUCUACUUCAUAAGCAAAGUCUUCCAAGACACGGAGUCACGCUACUCUCGCUUCGAGAAACUCGCCUUCACACUCCUCACAGCCUCCCGACGCCUUCGCCAAUACUUCCAGGCUCACCCCAUUACGAUCCGAACUGACCAAGCGGCCCUGACAGACUUCAUCGCCGAGAUGACUCUGGGAUACCCCGCCGCCGAAACCUGGAAGCUGCACGUGGACGGCUCAUCUAACACCACUUCCGGCGGAGUCGGGGUGAUACUUGAAAACCAAAACAGGAUCGUGAUCAAACAAUCCGUUCCAUACGAGUUCCCGAUCUCAAACAAACAAGCAGAGUACAAGGCUCUCUUGGCCGGACUAACACUAGCCAAAGAGGUCGGCGCCAAAAUCUUAAAGGUAUGCAGCGACUCCCAGGUAGUCAGCUCCCAAAUCAACGGGGACUACCAGACACGAGAUCCCCUGCUUCAACAAUACCUUGCCAAAGUAAACAAGCUAACUGAAGAAUUUGAUCAUUUAACAAUCCAACACGUCCCCAGGAAACGAAACGCAAGGAUAGAUCUACUCUCAAAACUGGCUAGCACCAAGCCAGGACAAGGAAAUAGGUCGCUAAUUCAGGAAGUCGUCAGAACUUCCUCUGUUUCAACCACAACCGACACCGGCCUACCAAUCUCUGACCAGGAGUCAUGGACCUCCCCCAUACUACAGUACCUCCUUAACGGAGUACUACCCGAGGAUCCCAAAGAAGCAAAACAGAUAAAAAGGGAAGCCGCCAACUACACCAUUGUGACGGGACAACUGUACAAACGGGGAUUCUCGCAGCCCCUACUUAAGUGCGUUGAACCCGAGGACACGGAAUACAUACUCCGCGAAAUCCACGAAGGUUGUUGCAGUCACCACAUCGAGGGCAAAACCUUGGCCCAUAAAGUUAUCCGGGCUGGAUACUUCUGGCCCUCAGUUAUCAAGGACUCCAUGCGAAUGGUGAAAAAAUGCAGCAAAUGCCAGAUGCACACCGACUUCCACCAAGCCGCCCCACACCAGCUCAACAUCAUAACGGCAGACCGGGCGUUCAGAACAUGGGGCAUCGACCUCGUCAGCCCCUUUCCUACGACACCCGAACAGAUCCGAUAUCUCAUCAUUGCCAUCGACUACUACACCAAAUGGAUCGAGGCCGAACUACUGCCUCCAUCAUGGUAA
This is a messenger RNA of Arachis ipaensis, 1401 nucleotides long. RefSeq lists its product as uncharacterized. Lineage: Eukaryota; Viridiplantae; Streptophyta; Magnoliopsida; Fabales; Fabaceae. Gene Ontology annotation, molecular function: nucleic acid binding; RNA-DNA hybrid ribonuclease activity. The record is from RefSeq and is a predicted model, not a curated record.